Candidozyma auris is the source of this 1440-nucleotide messenger RNA. RefSeq names its product H(+)-transporting V1 sector ATPase subunit H (gene VMA13). The record is from RefSeq and is a predicted model, not a curated record. Gene Ontology annotation, cellular component: fungal-type vacuole membrane; vacuolar proton-transporting V-type ATPase, V1 domain. NCBI's taxonomy places the organism in Eukaryota, Fungi, Ascomycota, Pichiomycetes, Serinales, Metschnikowiaceae. Gene Ontology annotation, biological process: proton transmembrane transport. The coding region runs from base 1 to 1440 and encodes 479 amino acids. Gene Ontology annotation, molecular function: proton-transporting ATPase activity, rotational mechanism. The transcript has 2 exons.
AUGGCGUCCGAUUACACUCCAUUUGUGAUUGAGAGCUCCUCACUCUCCGAUUCACGGAAACUCGUUAGAGAAAAGAUCAUACCUUGGGAAGGAUUAGCUCGUGCUGGUAUCAUCAGUAAUGACCAAGCGGAUCUCAUCAAGAUUUUAGAGACCCAAUAUGCUGUUUCCAAACGUGAAACGGUGCUCAACUCGGUAGAUCUAUAUGCUAAGACAAUCUUAAACUUGUUGAACAAGUUAGAGAUAAACUCUAGAGACGAUGUGUUGAAGAGCGUAUUGGUGUUGAUAAGUGACUUGCUAACUGACCCUGAUGCCAAAUUGUUUUUGAGCACACUUUUGGGUUUGUCGAAAGUCGAUUCUGCUCUACCAUUUGGGCCUUUUGUGAAACACUUAGAGAACAAUGACAUGCUCAUAAAGUCUUUGAGCUUCUACAACUUGACCAUCUUGUUGGUUGCGGGUUCUAGAGAAGGCAUAAAUGCUGAUAAGGAGGUGUUGAUCACUCUUUUCAACUUAGUCUGCUCAAAGCAUUACAUUGGCAAUGCUGCCGAUCAAAAUCUGCAAUUCAUUGGAGUGCAAUUGUUGCAAGAAUUGGUGAUCGUCAAACGUUACCGUGAUAUAUUCCAGGAGCAUAACUUGAUCUCCAACUUCAAGAGCAUAAACACCUUGAUAGAAGUCCUGGCGAGAAAGCCCAACAGCGUCAAUUUCCAGCUUUUGUAUUACGUGUUCAUGACAGUGUGGAUCCUAAGCUUCUCCAGCACCCUCAACAAGACCAUGGUGCACAACUUCCCCCAGCUAAUUGGCAACCUCUUGACUGUGUCAAAGGAAUCCAUCAAGCUAAAGGUGGUGAGAGUGGCCAUCUCUACAUUGAAAAACUUUGUUGCCGUGACCAUCAACUCUCUGGAGCAGUAUAGUGUGGUGAAGUUGAUUCUAUUUUAUGAUGGACUUAACAUCGUCAGAACCAUUCAGACUAGAAAGUUUGCAUCCAACGGAAGUGACGAUGAGUUAUCGAGCGACUUGGCCUACUUGAACGAUACUUUGUCGGAAGUUGUCACAAACAAAUUAUCCUCCAUGGACGAAUACUUAGUAGAGUUGGAAAACCCUGAAUUGUUGAGCUGGUCCUCUCCCACACACAAGUCGAGUGAUUUUUGGCAAGGCAAUGCCCACAAGUUUAAAGACAACAACUUCAAACUCGUGAAGAGGAUGUUGGAGAUUUUGUCUGCGGACGAGACGCAAGAGGGAGGAACAAAACCUAAAGUUAUCAUGUUGAAUGAUUUGCAGUUCUUGAUAAAGAACUUGGGCUCCGACAUUAUCAAUUACUUGAACACUGAAAAUGGCGGCCAGUACAAGUUAUUGAUCAUGACUUUGUUAGAGAAGAACGGUGGUGAUAACGAGUUGAAGUAUGAAGCCUUGAGAACAAUCCAGCACUUGGUUGGUCAUGCAUAA